Messenger RNA from Orussus abietinus, 1389 nucleotides. Its product is annotated as homeobox protein invected. Gene Ontology annotation, cellular component: nucleus. Bases 236 to 1357 code for a protein of 373 amino acids. The transcript is spliced from 3 exons. The record is from RefSeq and is a predicted model, not a curated record. Gene Ontology annotation, biological process: regulation of transcription by RNA polymerase II; neuron differentiation; multicellular organism development. Lineage: Eukaryota; Metazoa; Arthropoda; Insecta; Hymenoptera; Orussidae. Gene Ontology annotation, molecular function: DNA-binding transcription factor activity, RNA polymerase II-specific; RNA polymerase II cis-regulatory region sequence-specific DNA binding.
UCCACCCGGGUACAGCCAAACCCCGUCUUCGCCUGCCGCCUCCGUCAGGUCGCCCUCAAGCGUCGCCACGUCUUCCCCAGGGAGACCCGAUCCUAGUCAGGACGUGGUCGUGCCCAGGUACCCCUCGUCCCACGCGCAUCUGGUGCCCCGGUACCCCAGGGAUGCCGGAGACCUUGUGGACUACCCGCCGAGAUUGCCCCCUCCGCAUCUAGGACAUGAGAUCGUUUAUCCGACCAUGGAGAGGCUGCACAGGACCCCCAUCAGCGUCCCCCUGGUGACCAGGUUGCCUCUGUCCCCGCCGUCGGCGAUGACCGUCGCUGGUCUCCAAGUCGCCACUCCUGUUCUCCAUCCCAGCGCGUGCCGAGAUCUCAGGGACUUGCGGGACCUCAGGGACCUUCAACCUCAACACCUUCCCCAGCAUCCUCAUCCUAAUCCCAACGCUCACCUGCAGCCCACCUCGCAGGUGCAGCACGUCCCCGCCACCGCGGUCCACCACAGGCUCUCCGUCGGCAAACUGCUGCACUCCUCGCCGCCACCACCUCCUCGGGACCCUAGUCCUAACUCUCCCAGGGAGGAGAACGGACCCAGGACCCUCGGGGGGAUUGGCCAUCCUAACAACCACGGAAACAACCACAACAACAACCUUCAGCACCAAGCCAGUUUAAAGUUCAGCAUAGACAAUAUCCUUAAGGCGGACUUUGGCAGGCGCAUCACGGACCCCAUCUCCCUGAAGAAGUCUCGCCCGAAGAAGGUCGUGCCUAGACCCAUCGAUCUUACCAAGGACUUCUUGGAGUCCUCGUCGGAGAGCUCGGAACGGGGAUCCGAGACCUCCACCAGCAACACCUCGCCCGGCAUCUCCGUGGGCAGUGCCACGUCUGCUACCGCUGGCGCUGCUGCUCCUCCGGAACCUGGCAAGCAGAUGCUCUGGCCGGCGUGGGUCUACUGCACCAGAUACUCCGACAGACCUUCUUCUGGGCGAAAAUCUUGCCGCGUGCUUUCAGGUCCCAGGACUAGGAGGGUGAAAAGAUCCGGGGAUGGCCGAGGAUCCGGAGCCACCCCCGAGGAGAAGAGGCCCAGGACGGCGUUCAGUGGCGAGCAGCUCGCCAGGUUGAAGAGAGAGUUCGCCGAAAACCGAUACCUGACGGAGAGGAGACGUCAACAGUUGUCCAAGGACCUGGGGCUAAACGAGGCCCAGAUAAAGAUCUGGUUCCAGAACAAGAGAGCCAAGAUCAAAAAGGCCAGCGGCCAGAAGAACCCCCUGGCUCUUCAGCUCAUGGCGCAAGGACUCUACAACCACUCCACCGUUCCUCUCACCAAGGAAGAAGAAGAGCAAGCUGCCGAGCUUCAAGCCAAAUGACGACUGUAGGCUCCCUGGACCGAAGUCAAGAA